Knipowitschia caucasica is the source of this 2586-nucleotide messenger RNA. Lineage: Eukaryota; Metazoa; Chordata; Actinopteri; Gobiiformes; Gobiidae. The record is from the annotation of a GenBank genome assembly.
AUGGACAACUGUGAUUUGGAAAAGCUGUGUGUGUCUGUGGGGAAGCUGCAGCCAGACUUCUCACCAAACAUUAGCAACUACCACGUUUCAGUGGAAAGUAGCGUCAGCAAAGUCAAUCUCGACGUGGCCACGAGCGAUUGCGGAGCUUCGUACAAAAUCCGUUUUGGAGAUGGAUCUCGUGUAAUCAAACUCAGUGAUGGCUUGAACAAAGUAGAAAUUGAAGUGGUUGCAGAAGAUGGCACUAUCAAAAACUAUUGUGUGGAAAUCACCAAGCUCUCUGCCAAGAUUGCAGAACUAAGUUGUGAGAGUGAGGUGAAACUAUCAGAGCUUGGACCACAUCUUCUAAGCUGCCCUUACAAACCAACAGGGGAGCUGGAUGCAAAGGUUCGUCACUGGGAGAAGAAACUCCACCUCGCUGCUGCUGCUGAAAACAAUGUGGAAAAUCUUUGUAACUUUGCAGAAGAUCACCUGAAAACUUAUAAUGAAAACAUCCCAAAACCAGGUGACUUGAUGAAGUACCAGGAAGACACAUCUCCACUGUAUAACCUUGAACAGGCAGCCAUUCACUUUGCAUCAGCAAUAAGACACAGCCCGAAAGAGCCCAGACUUCAUUUCUUACUUGGGAUGGUCCUGGAGACGACUUACUACGCCACAGAGAUGUAUGGCCUAAAAAAGAAGGUUGAUAAAGACAGUAAAGACCAAAGCGAUGCCAAGUCAACAUCACGGCAGGAUGAUAUCUUGGCAGUUUGCCUACUCCAUGGCUUCCCAGGGAAUCCGACAUUAGAAAAUCAACUGCAGGCUUUGGAUAAAGAAUACCAGCAACUGAGAGACCAGGGCCAGUCUAGCAAGGCAGACUAUGUCCAAACAUUGUACUUAUGGUUGUCAAAGAAAACUGGAAAGGACAACAGUGCAGCCGUGCAGGAUGAGGAGAAUUACCUAAACCAGGCCUUGAUGAAGUACUUGGAUGCCUGGUCUCUGAGUCCAGACAGCUGGGAGUAUAACCUACAUGUUGGGAGGUUACUGUUAUUGCAAGGGAAACAUUGCAAUGCCCUCCAACACCUGCAGACUGGACUGGCACUUAGACCACUCCAUGCUGGACUAAGGUUUUUCACUGGCUUGGCAUUACUGCAGCAGCAAAAGAACACUCCGGAGGACACCAAAAAGGAGGCUGCUCUCUGGAAGGAACAGUUCCCAUCAGAACCUCUGUCCAGCAUCAACACACAGUUCCUCCGUGGUCUUCUGACUAUGGGCCAGCUUCAACAGAAAAAUAUACUACAAAAUAAGGCCAUGAGCUCUGAGCAGGUCUAUCACAUUGUUUCUGCGCUCGCCGCCCAGAGUGUGAGUCAGUGUGUAAGCAGCAGUGAGGCGAGCUGUCAGCUGGAGUGGGUGCUGCUGGAUGCUCACUUUGUUCUUCUGCAGCGGCUCAUUCACAAGGUCAAGACUGGAGCUGACAUUAAGUCUGUAGUGGCAAAGAGGUGCCAGGCAAUAAUUUCUCUCAUCCGUCUCACUUCCAUCACCCCCUGUCAAGAGUUACUGGACAUGCAGGAGAACGCAUGUCAGUUAUCAGUGAUCACCACACCUCGGGAUAGCCAUGCUCUGUGUCUCCUUGGUCUGGCUCAGCUGGCUCAAUAUGACAGCAACCGGUCACAAGUUAACUUGGCUGAUGCUUGCCUGAGCUUUCAGGCAAGCAUUGAUCUCGAAGGCAAACCUCAGAAAGGAAAGGCACCAGAAGAAUUAAUCAAACAGAAGUGGUGGCAGCUCAGACAGCAGAAUGAAGUUCAGACUGUGACUAAGUCAGUAGCUUCUCAGCCAGAGGCAGUGAAGAAACCUACGACCACAGGAGCUGUGACUAGAGGACGUGGCCGAGGCAGAGCACAGCCUGGGAAAGGGCUUGUCCCAGGACAGGCUUCCCCUGUAACCCUCACCAAGGGAAGGAAAGCUACAUCUAAACCUUCUGCUGCGAGAGGGAGACCGGGGGUAGCUGCAAAGUCUUCCGACAACAGCACUAAACGCCACAAUUCAUCCAACAUGUCCAAACAGGAAUGCCCAGCCAAACCCACUGACACAGUCACAGUGCCAACUCUGAAAGGUGUCCCUGAGUCCAGUCCAGUAAAUCCCAAAUCCCACAUCCCACGCCUUGGCCUUGCCCGGGCCUUAGGCCGCUCAGAAAAGCAUGAACAAGCAGAAUCUCUCUACCGUGAAGUCAUUUCAAUGUCUCCUGAGGUGCAUGAUGCCUACAUUGAGCUUGUGCAGUUGCUGGAACCCAGAGACCCACAGGCAGCACUGGAAGUCUACUGCAGCUACCAGCUGAAGCCAGUGGCUGAACAAACUUUUGAUGACGCAUUCAUUACAGGAGAGAUUGUCCGAAUACUAAUGAAGCUUGAGCUGUUUGAUCAUCCACAGCUUGGCUCAAGUCUUGUCGCAUAUGGAAAAGUCAUGGGACUAAUCUUCUUACACAGAGUUAAGUUUUGUUACAAUGAGAACACGGACACACUGGUCAAAGCCAGAGCACACACAGAGACCCUGCUUAUCAGGGCUCCAGUCGAGGCUGGCGAUGGGCUGAGUGGACAGAGUGACGUUUUGUAA